ACGACACCCACUACCGAAACUUCCUAUAUCGGAACGCCGAGGACCUCUGGGCUUGUGACUCUCUAUCUUAACAGCAGACUCCUCUCCUAAGCCCGCUUGACGAGGAGCACCAUGAGCGAGUAUUCCGACCCUAUCGGUCAUAUUACCAUCGUGAGCAGACCCUCUCAUUCUCUGCCACCCGAAAGUGGGCCUCCACGACGAUGCGAAGGGAGGAACAAGAAGACCGUGCACCUUGGAGUACCAUCAACCCGCGGCGGACGGAAGGUGCCCAAAGAUAUGUCCUGGCCGGGGCAUGCUUCGAGCGGGAGUCAAGCUGUUGCAACAAGGAAGACCAGGUUCGACAUCAGAAUCAAGUCUCAGAGAAAGCAGGCUUUGCGCAAGAUCUAGAUAAUCACCCAGACGCACUCCGUCAAAGCGAUAACCGCGAGAGGCAACAGCAUCUCGAGGAACAAACUACUAGAUGCUCAUGGAGUCGCACAGUUGCUCUUGAAGCUGACAAGCUGCUGGACGAGAAAGCUCCUCGAGCAAUAUGGUUACUGGAAACCCCCGAAGCCGAAGAAAAGAUCAGUCAACAUAGUGCAUCUCCCACUUUGAACGUGAUGCUGUUUCUUAUUCAGCUCGCGCUCAUAACACCAAUUAGCACAUACCGGCCGCUACGAGAGCCAAAUCAGGAUGAAAGGGGGUAUAUCUGUACUCAGGGUCGGCCGAACUUGACGACUCUUGAGAGGGAGCACAUGAAUCUCGUUUCAUCUGCGGUCGAACUCUACUUCCCCUUCGUCUUUUCCAUGCUCACACACCCCUCAGUUGAGCUGUUCAUCAUCUCGUCGCUCGCUUUUGGGGUUCUUGUCACAUUAACGUAUCGCUUCAAUCGGUUCAGCGGCAUCCAAGAUGCGGUCUUUAAGGCCGCUGUUACGCUGGGUGUGGCAAGUUCUGUGUUAUCAAAUUGGACAGGUACUAAUGGGACUACUUUGGCGAUCCCGGUGGGUACCUCUUUCGGCCUGCUAUCCGGCAUAAUGGUUAGGAGGAUAUGGAAAUAGGAUACAAAGCGGCAAGGCGACAAGACUUGUCUGGGAGUGGAAUUUCGGCUGAAAAGUUG
This is a messenger RNA of Lindgomyces ingoldianus, 1096 nucleotides long. RefSeq lists its product as uncharacterized. The transcript is spliced from 3 exons. The record is from RefSeq and is a predicted model, not a curated record. The coding region runs from base 201 to 1037 and encodes 278 amino acids. Lineage: Eukaryota; Fungi; Ascomycota; Dothideomycetes; Pleosporales; Lindgomycetaceae.